GGCGGGGCGGGGCAUCUCUGUGACGCCGGGGGCUGGGCCUAAAUGGCGACAGCCGAGCGGCGCAGGGGGGGGUUUGAACUGGCCAAUGGGCGAGCUGCCGACCGGGUGUCGGAAGAGGAGGCGGAAGCGGGGAGGAGCCGCCGCCGGAGCCGGACUGCAUCCGCCGCGGCGUCUCCAUGGCACGACCCUGGCCUCCGACUUCAACGACUUCAUAAGGAGGCGUUUCUGGGCGCAGCCGUGUCGCUCCUGGUUUCCAUCGUGCGGGAAGAACGGAGUAACAAGUCUCACGCAGAAAAAGGUCUUGAGAACACCUUGUGGCGCACCCAGUGUCACCGUGACGAAAUCUCAUAAGCGCGGAAUGAAAGGGGACACGGUGAAUGUGCGGCGGAGUGUCCGGGUGAAAACCAAGGUACCUUGGAUGCCCCCUGGAAAAUCAUCCGCCCGGCAUGUGGGAUGCAAGUGGGAGAAUCCGCCGCACUGCCUGGAGAUCACCCCGCCGUCUUCUGAAAAGCUGGUCUCCGUGAUGCGGCUGAGCGAUCUUUCUACUGAAGAUGACGACUCGGGCCACUGCAAAAUGAACCACUACGAUAAGAAGAUUGACAGUCUAAUGAAUGCGGUUGGUUGCCUCAAGUCUGAGGUCAAGAUGCAGAAGGGGGAGCGCCAGAUGGCCAAGCGGUUUCUGGAAGAGCGCAAGGAGGAGCUGGAGGAGGUGGCCCACGAGCUGGCCGAGACCGAGCACGAGAACACGGUGCUGAGGCACAACAUCGAGCGCAUCAAGGAGGAGAAGGACUUCACCGUGCUUCAGAAGAAACACCUCCAGCAGGAGAAGGAGUGCCUCAUGUCCAAACUGGUCGAGGCGGAAAUGGAUGGAGCCGCCGCCGCCAAGCAAGUCAUGGCCCUGAAGGACACCAUCGGCAAGCUGAAAACGGAAAAACAAAUGACCUGCACGGACAUCAACACCCUGACGAGGCAGAAGGAGCUUCUCCUGCAGAAGCUGAGCACAUUCGAAGAGACCAACCGCACCCUUCGAGACCUGCUGAGGGAGCAGCACUGCAAAGAGGAUUCUGAGAGACUGAUGGAACAACAAGGAGCACUACUGAAACGGCUGGCGGAGGCCGACUCGGAGAAAGCGCGCCUGCUGUUAAUGCUGCAAGACAAGGACAAGGAGGUGGAAGAGCUCCUCCAGGAAAUCCAGUGUGAGAAGGCCCAAGCCAAGACAGCAUCUGAGCUCUCCAAGUCCAUGGAGUCCAUGCGUGGGCAUCUGCAGGCACAGCUCCGGUGCAAAGAGGCUGAGAACAGUCGCCUAUGCAUGCAGAUCAAGAACCUUGAGCGAAGUGGGAACCAGCACAAGGCAGAAGUGGAAGCCAUCAUGGAGCAGCUGAAGGAACUGAAGCAAAAGGGAGAUCGAGACAAAGAGGCCUUGAAGAAGGCCAUCCGAGCCCAGAAGGAGCGAGCCGAGAAGAGUGAGGAGUACGCUGAGCAGCUGCACGUGCAACUUGCCGACAAGGAUCUUUAUGUCGCUGAAGCUUUGUCCACUCUGGAGUCCUGGAGGAGCCGCUACAACCAGGUCGUGAAGGACAAGGGAGAUCUCGAGCUGGAAAUCAUUGUCUUGAAUGACCGGGUGACAGAUCUUGUCAACCAACAACAAACCCUGGAAGAGAAGAUGCGGGAGGACAGGGACAGCCUGGUGGAAAGGCUGCACCGGCAGACAGCCGAGUAUUCCGCGUUCAAGCUGGAGAACGAGAGGCUGAAGGCUAGCUUUGCCCCGAUGGAGGACAAGCUCAACCAGGCGCACAUUGAGGUCCAGCAGCUGAAAGCAUCGGUGAAGAACUACGAGGGGAUGAUUGACAACUACAAGAGUCAGGUGAUGAAGACAAGGUUGGAGGCUGACGAAGUGGCUGCCCAGCUCGAACGCUGCGACAAAGAGAACAAGAUCCUGAAAGACGAGAUGAACAAAGAGAUCGAGGCGGCUCGUCGGCAGUUCCAGUCCCAGCUGGCUGACCUUCAGCAGCUGCCCGACAUCCUCAAGAUCACGGAGGCUAAGCUGGCCGAGUGCCAAGACCAGCUGCAGGGCUAUGAGAGGAAGAACAUUGACCUCACAGCCAUCAUAUCAGACCUGCGCAGCCGGAUCGAACACCAGGGGGACAAGCUGGAGAUGGCGAGAGAGAAACAGCAGGCCUCCCAGAAGGAAAAUAAACAGCUGAGUCUGAAGGUGGAUGAACUGGAGAGGAAACUGGAGGCGACCAGUGCCCAGAAUAUCGAGUUCCUACAGGUGAUUGCCAAGAGGGAGGAGGCCAUCCACCAGUCCCAGCUGCGCCUAGAAGAGAAAACAAGGGAAUGUGGGUCCCUGGCGAGGCAGUUGGAGAGCGCUAUUGAAGAUGCCAGGAGGCAGGUGGAACAAACCAAGGAGCAGGCGCUGUCUAAGGAGCGAGCAGCUCAGAGCAAAAUCCUUGACCUUGAGACCCAGUUGAGUAGGACCAAAACGGAACUCAGCCAGCUGCGGAGGAGCCGUGAUGAUGCGGACCGCCGCUACCAGAGCCGGCUGCAGGACCUGAAAGACCGCCUGGAGCAGUCGGAGGGCACCAACCGCAGCAUGCAGAACUACGUCCAGUUCCUCAAGUCAUCCUACGCCAACGUGUUUGGGGAUGGGCCUUAUAGCACCUUUCUGACCAGCUCCCCCAUCCGCUCCCGGUCGCCUCCUGCCUGAGGUGCUUGAUGCCAUGGCAACCCGUGGAGUUGUCAAGCCUGGAGCGGAAGCUUAUUCCUCUUUCUCGCUGCCCUUGAGAAGGCGAGUUCAGGAUCUUGUCCUUAGCACUUGGUUUGCUCCCCUCUGAUGACAGACAGUUGUCAGAUGGGAGUUUCAGUCAUCUUGGCAGGUGUUAAAUUAGCACUAGGUAUAGGUACCAGAAUGGAGCUAUGGUGGCAGGGCCGGGAUGUUCUUCUCCCAACAGGACAUCUGGCCUGGACCUUCUCCUUCGGCUCUCUCAGCUCCCAUCUUUUCAGGAAUCUCUCUGAAGCAGCAGGAGCCCUCCCAGGUCGUGAGCCUCUCUGCUGUCUUCCUCCCUCUCUGAUGUGGGUCGUCUUUGAGGCUCCCGUCUCAAGUUUAGUGGGAGGCUGGCUUGUGCCAGCUCACCUGCCCAAAGCGCUUCCCCACGGUCCUGUGAGGGCUGGCGUCCCUUUGGCCCGGUGCAGGUGUCGUCCCAACUUCACUUUUUUUUUUGCCUGGUUUGUUUCUCGGGGGUGCAUUUAUUCUUGAAGUAUUUGUAUGGUUUUACAAAAUGCUUUUUAUAAUCAGUUGUUUUAUGGCUCCAUUGGAUGAUUUUUUAAAAUCCCAAUCCCUUUUCUAAAAAUAAAAUUCUGUAAGAGCUAGUCAAUGGUUUUCA
Molecule: messenger RNA, 3383 nt
Organism: Ochotona curzoniae (black-lipped pika)
Lineage: Eukaryota; Metazoa; Chordata; Mammalia; Lagomorpha; Ochotonidae
Gene: ODF2
Product: outer dense fiber of sperm tails 2
Exons: 20
Coding region: 86-2707 (873 amino acids)
Biological process (GO): regulation of cilium assembly
Cellular component (GO): centrosome
Source: RefSeq, a predicted model, not a curated record